UGUUCGCGGUAUGUUUCAACGUGGAGGAUAUGAUUAUGUUGAAAAUUUAGCACAGUCUCUCGUUAUGACGUUAUUCGCACCUUACCAGUGCUCGCAACUGAAAAAAUCUUGACGUUGGGCAAUUCGACAUUAGAAAUGUAUUUUUGUGUGGCGACUUUGACACAGAAAUAUGUUUGACUCAACCAGAAGAUUUCGAUGACGGGUCAGGUCUUGUUUAUCGCCUCAAUAAUUCAUUAAAUGGACUUAAGCAGUCAUCGCGUUGUUGAAAUAAUAAGUUUGACUCAGUCUUGAAGACUACUGGGCAUAUUCGUUUUUGUACUUCCAUUCCAUAGAGCAAAACAGAAAAAUUGUAGAGUGCCAUUUCCGUCGAUGAUAAUCACAUCGCAGGGUCGAUUCAAAAUGUAUACUGAAUUGGUUUUUGACUUGUGUCAGAAUUGAAAAUAACAGUGGGCUCUUUAGACAGCUUUUUAGACCUGCUGAUAGAACAACCAAAGUCCGGGUCCUUCAUUUCACAGCAAGCAUACACAGAGAAGAUUCUACAUCCUUUUAACAUGUCGAUUAAAAACCAUUGGAGAUUUCCUGUGAUCCUGAACAAUUAGACAAUAAGGCUAGCAACACUCUCAACAGCACUGCCCCCUGUCGUUCAGCUGUAGGAUCAUGACUUGUCUGACAUGCUCUAAUUUUCUUGAUCUCGCGUAUGCUGUUUCAGAAGUUGCUCGAUUGAUAGCCAAAGCCACUUCUAACUGGAACGCCGUAAAAUAUUUUCCAAGUGCAUCGAAGUACGUUAUUAUUUAGUGCAUGAACUCUAGCAAAAUGUUUAUAUCAGUGUGGAAUGUAUGUGUUCCAAACAUCAACUUGGGGACUUGUUUAUAAAGCCUUUAAAGUGAAACAUUUAAAGCAGUGUGUACUGAAAUAGGACUUUAUGAGUAAUGUGUUUUGUCCGUAUAUUAUACUGUGCAUCACAAUUCGAUUGGGGUGAAGUUUAAAUGAAAUAAAUCGAACUUUGUUGCGUUUGUAGGUGCCUCCUACUGUGGUACAUAGUUUUGUAUACCGUUGAAUGUCUCUGUUAUAAGAGUGUCUGUUAUCUGUUUUCCUGUUUAUGCUCCAAAGCAUAAUGGUCUAUUGUUUGUGUAUACAGUACAGAAAAUGCACCAUUUUCUUAAGUACCCUGUUACAUUCUUGCUACAAAAUAUAUCACCAUGAGAUGAUGUCACACUGUGAUUAAUUGUAAAUAGCAGCUAACAGAUAUUCCUGACUAGGUGAACUGUGUCGGUGCAACCUAGAGACAUGUUCUCUACUGUAAAGACGAUUAGUUGUCAGGACCCAAGUUUAAUGCUUUCGGUAAUCAAACUGACAAGAAGUUAGUGAAGUGGUAUUGUUAACAUUUUCAACUAGCCUUCCUCGUGAUAUAUGACAGUAAUGCUUGUACACACAGAAAAUUUUGACCAAACCCAACAGUCUGUGGUACCUUACCUGGUGUCCACCGCUCGUGGUCUCGCGGUAGCGUUCUCGCUUCCCGAGCACGGGGUCCCGGGUUCGAUUCCCGGUGGGGUCAGGGAUUUUCACCUGCCUCGAGAUGACUGGGUGUUUGUGUUGUCCUCAUCAUUUCAUCAUCAUCCAGGAAAGUGGCGAAAUUGGACUGAGCAAAGGUUACUGAGAGAAGGAAUAGAAGGUAUAAACCAAAAAGAAAUUAACGAAUUAUUUGGAUUGAAAGCCAUUCCAAUAAUAACAUUAGUGCUACUGUUUCAUCUUCAGACUGUUCUGAUACUGAGGAAGUUCCUGAUAAAGAACCUUCUAAAACCCCAGGCCUGGAGGAAACUCACUUUCGAGAUGGGAUCAAGGCACUGGAACAUCGUUGGACCAAGUGCAUUAAUCUACAAGGAGGCUACAUUGAAAAAUAAAAAAGAUUCAGUGAUAUCCUGAUCCACUUAGCACACUACUUGUGGAAAAUGAAGCUUCU
Messenger RNA from Schistocerca cancellata (South American locust), 1960 nucleotides. RefSeq lists its product as uncharacterized. The transcript has 5 exons. The record is from RefSeq and is a predicted model, not a curated record. The coding region runs from base 1411 to 1923 and encodes 170 amino acids. NCBI's taxonomy places the organism in Eukaryota, Metazoa, Arthropoda, Insecta, Orthoptera, Acrididae.